Messenger RNA from Morone saxatilis (striped sea-bass), 6846 nucleotides. RefSeq lists its product as uncharacterized. NCBI's taxonomy places the organism in Eukaryota, Metazoa, Chordata, Actinopteri, Moronidae. The transcript is spliced from 30 exons. Gene Ontology annotation, cellular component: membrane; extracellular matrix. Bases 185 to 6160 code for a protein of 1991 amino acids. The record is from RefSeq and is a predicted model, not a curated record.
CUCUGUUCUGAGAGUGACACAAGAGGUCCCACACCUCUGUACUGGCAGUCACAGGGUCACACAAGCUGCAUUUCCACAGAGAAGCUUCACCACAGUCUGUGCUCAUCAUUCAUUCUUCAACUCAUCAAAGAGAGAGUAUUAGCAACGGGAGAGCAGCUGAGAGGCUGCCGUUAAGGGAUCAGCCAUGCUUGGAAACAUUCACACAGAUUUGUUGGUGACAGCGACUCUACUCUUUCUAACUCAGACAAGGACUCAGUGCAGGGCUGAAAAUGACUUUUCAUUAGUUACUUUACCAGACUGGAGGACAAAUGCAGAAUAUGUUACAACGUGUUCCUACAACAGACACAACAAUCUGAUUUGUGACUGGAUAAGGAACCAACAAAGAACAGGUACAACAGAGGAUGUUGCAGUGAAUAUCUUAGAGAGUGGUCCAUUGGGUCUGGUGGGGGAGGCUUGUCUGGAGUUUUGGUACCUAGCCCCGGAUGCAGCUAAAGGGUCAGAACUCCGCGCUCUGCUAAAAAGCAGCACGGGUCUGGUGGAACUCUGGACGUCACCUCCCCUCCCCAAGGAUUCUUGGAGACAAGUGUUUGUCCCUUUGAACAUCAUUGAACCAGGAACUCAGAUUGUAUUUGAAGCAGUGUCCAUGGAGGGACAGGUCACAUUUAACCAGAUAGGUGUAAGAAGAGGCUCAUGUGGACACCAGUGUGAAUCUAACACAGAGUUAUGGACAGAUGAGUCCACCCGCUGCCUCUGUUCUGCUGGCCAGCUCUCCUGCUCUCCUUCUCAGUGCCCUAAGGGCCAAAUCUGUGGUCCUCAAAGACGAGGCUCCAAUGGGAUUUCUGCCUUUGGGACGUGCACUAUACACAGUCACACAGACUGCAGCACUUUUGAUGGAGUGCUGUUCCGCUUCAUGGCUCCCUGCACCUACACACUGGCUAAGACCUGCUCACCCACUGACGCCCUGCCUAUGUUCAGUGUGGAAGUGGUCAACGAGCAGAACAAGAACUCUUCUCUGCCAACUGUUCAACAGGUCAUUGUGGGGAUGGGGGACUUCAGAGUGUCCCUGCUGAAAAGGCAGACACAGCGCGUUGUGGUUAAUGGGGUCUGGAGAAAGCUUCCACUGAACCUCAGCAGUGGCACUGUUAUCAAGAGCAACCCCGUUGCUGUUGUACUGGUAACCAGCUUUGGUCUUUCUGUCUCAUAUGACAACGCUGGUGCUGUCCAUAUCAACUUGCCACCUACUUACUCUGAUAAUGUCUGUGGCUUGUGUGGAAACUUUAACUACCUUAAAGGAGAUGAUUUCAGAAAGCCUGAUGGUGAAGUUACUUACAACGCUACAGCUUUGGCUGAAAGCUGGCAGACUGGGCGAACCCCUUCCUCCUGUGAAACCAUUCAAGUACCUCAUCAGUGCGACCCACUGGAUGAGGCGGAGUAUGCCAGUGAGCUGUACUGUGGAGGCCUCCUCUCUAGUACUGGGCCCUUCACUGACUGCCAGUCAGUCUUGGAGGCAGAAAGCUACUUCAGGGGCUGUGUGGUCGACAUGUGCUCUACUCAUGGUGACCCAGUGGUGCUAUGUGAGAAAUUACAUGUCUACGCUGAUAUCUGCCAGGAGGCUGGAGUUGCCAUACCCAUAUGGAAGAAUUCUACAUUUUGCCCACUUCAGUGUGGUGAGAACAGCCACUAUAACUCUUGUGCUGAUGGCUGUCCCGAAGUGUGCUCCAGCCUGGAUAUAACUGGCUCCUGUGGAAGCUGCGAAGAAAGAUGUAUGUGUGACUUUGGCUUCAAACUCAGUGGGGGAAAGUGUGUCCCAGCAGAGGACUGUGGGUGCUGGUAUAAUGGAAAACACUAUGAGAAAGGAGCAACACUGUUAGAAGGAGAGUGUGUGCAGCAGUGCCAGUGCAUGGGUAAUAAUGACAUGCAGUGCACCACAAUGCAAUGCACAGACAAUGAGGUUUGUAAAGUCAAGGAUGGGGUCAAAGGCUGCUUCCCUUUCUAUCCCGCCACCUGCAGUGUGUAUGGUGAUCCACACUAUAUCACCUUCGAUGGAAUGGCUUAUGAUUUUCAAGGGGGGUGCAGUUACACACUGACUACCACGUGCGGAGAAGAAAGCUCAGUCCAGUUUACUGUGAUCGGACACAACAUCCAUCCUCCCCUUCAGAACUUCACCCGGUCCAAGCUGGAAGCUUUGACUCUUCAUGUUGAGGAUCUAAACCUCACCCUGAAUCAGAGCGGAGAAAUCUACGUGAAUAAUGUCCAUGUCCAACUUCCGUAUUCAACCAAUGGUACAUACGGCUCAGUAUGGGUGUACAUGAAGAAUAAUUAUAUUAUCUUGGAGACGACCUUUGGCCUCAGAAUGAUGAUAGAUGGGCAGAACAGGCUCUUCCUUCAGGUGGAUGAGCGCUACAAGUAUGAACUGUGUGGACUGUGUGGCACGUACUCCGAACAACAGGACGAUGACUUCAUAACACCAGGAGGCAAAAACGCUACUGAGCCGUUUGAGUUUGGUGACAGCUGGAGGGUGCAAGGCAAUAAUGAGUGUAUUUCCCAUCCAAAUGAUCCCAGGCACUGUGAUUAUGAUGAGGAGAAUGAGGCCUACAAUGAAUGCUACACGCUGCUAGGGGAUGCCUUUAAGCCCUGCCAUGAAACCAUUCACCCAAGCAUCUACAUCAAUAGUUGUGUGUAUGACUACUGUGCCACAAGUGGUGACCAACACACACUAUGUGAAUCUCUGAAGUCCUAUGCAGCAGCAUGCCAAGUUGCAGGAGUGGAGCUGACCAACUGGCAGACAGGCACAGCCUGUGCUGACCCCUCAACCACCGCAACUCCUCCAACAACUCCAACUCCCACAUCUCCAACACAAGAUCAGACUUUCUGUCCCAUGAAUUGCGACUUUGAAAAAAAUCUGUGUGGGUGGGAACAGCUCAUACAGGACAGUUUUGACUGGACAAGAAAUUCAGGACCCACCCCAUCAACCCUAACUGGCCCAAACCAAGACCACACCACUGGAGCUGGUUUCUACAUUUAUAUUGAGGGAAAUAGUGUAACCCACGGAGAUUCAGCCCGUCUACUGAGCUCAAUGUGCCAUUAUGAUGGCCCACUCUGCCUGCACUUUUGGUACCAUAUGUAUGGUUCAGCUUCAGCCAUGGCCCUCAAUAUCUACCUGCUCAAAGACAAUAAAGCUACCAAGCUCUGGUCUAUGAUGAACAACCAGGGACCAGAAUGGCAUCCAGUAAAUGUUGACAUCAGAGUGUCUGGUCCAUUCCAAAUUAUAGUGGAGGGAAUUCGAGGCUCUAAUGCUGAAUCAGAUGUGGCCAUGGAUGACAUUUCCGUGCAUUUUGGCUCAUGCUCAGGUAGUUUUCCUGGCCUGGUUAGUGGAACUGAACUUCCUUCCACAUCUGCAGAAAUCCUCCCCUCACACCCAGUCUGCAACAUCGACUGUAGCUUUGACAGCAACCUCUGUAGCUGGAAUCAGAUGAUCACAGAUGCUUUUGACUGGACAUGGCAAAGUGGUUCCACCCCCACCCUGCUGACUGGGCCCUCUGCUGACCACACUGGUGGUGGUCACUAUCUUUACAUCGAGGCCAGCAGCGUGACACACGGAGACACGGCUCGUCUCAUCAGUUCUAAGUGUUCUGCCUCUGGUCCUCAGUGUCUGCAGUUCUGGUACCAUAUGUACGGUUCAGCAGAUACAAUGGGCCUCCAUGUCUACUUGGUCCAAAACAGAUUAACCGACGCUGUUUGGUGGAAAAGAAAUGACCAAGGAAAUAUGUGGCAACUGGCUCAGGUGGACUUCACAACAACUGGAGCUUUCCAGAUUAUCAUUGAGGGGCGUAGAGGCUCCAGCGAGGUGUCUGACGUGGCCGUGGAUGAUGUAAAGCUUUAUCGUGGUCAAUGCUCUGAUCUGGGUGGUCUUGUGACAACAAGUCCUCCUGAACUUGAUGGAAACACCACAGCUCUUCCAAGUGUACCUGUGCCAACCACAGCUCCAGAGCCUCCUCUGGUCAAUGUUACAGCUCAGCCACCUGUACCAAAUGUCACCAUACCUCCCGUAGUGGAGGCAACAACCAACUUAUAUAAUGAUAAUGUUACUGAAGCUUCAGAUAAUAGACCACCUCCACACCCAGUAUGCCAACUCAACUGUAAUUUUGAACAAGAUCUAUGUCAGUGGAGUAACCUUCUUACGGAUGUUUUUGAUUGGACAAGAAACAGUGGGUCCACUCCUACUAUGAUGACUGGGCCUUCUUCGGAUCACACCACAGGGGAUGGCCACUAUCUUUAUAUCGAAGCCAACAGUGUGUCGCAUGGAGACACGGCUCGUCUCAUCAGCUCAGAGUGUUUUUACUCUGGUCCUCAGUGUCUGCAGUUCUGGUACCAUAUGUACGGUUCAGCGGAUACAAUGGGCCUCCAUGUCUACUCGGUCCAAAACAGAUUAACUGACGCUGUUUGGUGGAAAAGAAAUGACCAAGGAAAUAUGUGGCAAAUGGCUCAGGUAGACUUGACAACAACUGGAGCUUUCCAGAUCAUUUUUGAGGGUCGAAGAGGUUCCAACGAUCAGUCUGAUGUGGCCAUAGAUGAUGUAUCGCUGCAUCAUGGGCACUGUGCAGACCUGGCUAAACCAACAACCCCAUCUCCCACAACCUUCAAUCCAGCUGCAACAGAAGUCCCGGAGCUUCCUCCAGCAAACAGCUCAACUGCUACACAGCCACAAACAUCAACAUCAAAACCACAGCCACCAUCAACAACUACCAUUACAAUGACCACCACAACAACAGCAGCUACUGUAACCACAAAGACCACACCACAGCUACCAAUAACAACCAGACCAAUAACAUCAGCCACACCAGGACCACCAACAACAACUAGACCACAACUUCCAACUGAAACUCUGCCACAAACAACAGUUAAACCACAACCACCAACCACAUCUCAACCUGAGUCACAAACAACAAAUAGGCCACAACCUACAACAACCAUUCCACAACCACCAACAACUGCUAGACCACAACCUACAACCACAGCUCAGCCACAACCACCAACAACAGCUAGACCACAACCACCAACCACAUCUCAACCAGAGUCACAAACAACAAAUAGACCGCAUCCUCCAACCACAGUUAAACCUAGACCCACAACAACAGCUGGACCACAAACAUCAACUACACCUGUACCAACACCCUCCUGCCCAAAGAACAGUCAUUACGCCACUUGUAUCCCUGCCUGCAGGCCCACUUGUACAUACCUGAAUGGCCCACCACAUUGCAGUGACAAGGAGGAUUGUAUGCAGGGAUGUGUAUGUAAUGAAGGCUUUGUGCAGAAAGGGAGGGUUUGUGUGCCUAUCCAACAAUGUGGAUGUGUGGACAGGAAUGGCAACAAACAUCAGUUCAAUGAAGAGUGGUACACCAAUCACUGCAGUCAGAAAUGUGAAUGUGAGAAAGACCAUGGUGUGGGGAAGAUUGACUGCGAUGACAAAGAUGGGUGCGAUAGAAACGCUGUCUGCCUUCAAAAUGACGAGGGCAAUUAUGACUGCCAGUCUGCAGGCUUCAAUGAGUGCACUAUCAAAAGAGAGUACAGAACCUUUGACAAAAUGAAGCAUGACUUUGAGGGUGAGCACUCAUAUGUUCUAGUCCAGACCAAGAACUUGCCAAGUAUCCUUCCAGAUGUCUACAUUGAGGGCAUCAAUACACGCACUGAUGAUGAUGAUAGUAGCAGUGAAGAAGACCACAGUCACAGAGUCAGGGAUGAAGAUGAAGAUUAUGAUGAAGAUUAUGAUGAUAAACUUCGUCGUCAUGACCACAGUGAAGAGCACAAGGAACACCACAGAUUGCAGGAGCUUAAGAUCAGAGUAUACAAUCACACUGUGGAGUUCAAGAAGAAACGAAGGCUGGUUGUGGAUGGCAGGAUAACUAAUACUCCUGUCUCACCUACUGCCGGUGUAACCAUCCGGGAGCGUUCUUCUCGCAUCUACCUGAAGACGGACUUUGGACUCUCAGUGGAGUUUGAUGGACACAGCACAGCAGAGAUCAUUCUACCACGUAUAUAUAAGAGAAAGGUGGGGGGCCUGUGUGGGAACUUUGACGGUAAUAGCCGGAAUGACUGGAUAAAGCCUGAUGGAACCAGAGCCAGGAGUGUUCAGGAGUUUGGAGAGAGCUGGAGAGUGUGAAUAUCAGAUGGCUGUAAGGAUGAGACAUGGCACUCAAAAAUACCCUGUAGAGGUUUUGACCACUAGUAGAAACAUUACUUUGGCAGUUUACAAGAAAAGUCCACACUGAUAAUAUCUGUCACCUUGUAAAAUAAGAACAGAAUGAAUGCAGAUUUUGUUUCUUCUUCGACAACACACCCAAUCCCAAUAGUUACUUGGUACUUUUUGUUUUGUUUUGUUUUUGUUUUCCACCUCCAGCUUUUCAGGCCAAUAAAUACAGUUAAAUAACAAAUUCUUGCUGUUAUGAGUAUAAGUAUAUAUAAGUAUAUCAUAGUAAAAAGACUUUGCUGCCUACUACUGCACUUGCAUUAUUAUUAUAUGCGUUCUGCAUGACUUCAAAUGAAUUAUUUAUCACUGUCUGACACUGUUGGAAAUAAAUUGAAUGUGCAAUAAAUGAUUAUUCAAAAUGUGGCUUGCACUUGGUCAUAAUGUGUAUUUGAAUGCCUGUGCAUUGGUAGGUUUUCUUUUGAAACUUUUAUGCAAAUAUGAAAAUAUGCACUGUGGUUAAAUUUUUGUUGCCAUUGGUCUAGUAAUUUCCGUGUAACGACAAUAGCAUUCUUGACAUAUCUAUGUCUAAGUCCAUCCAAGUCUGAAUGUGUAACCCAUUAUCUCUCUGUCGAAAAGAAAAUAAAAACCAUUACAUUGCA